Rhizophagus irregularis DAOM 181602=DAOM 197198 is the source of this 914-nucleotide messenger RNA. The record is from RefSeq and is a predicted model, not a curated record. Lineage: Eukaryota; Fungi; Glomeromycota; Glomeromycetes; Glomerales; Glomeraceae.
UUUUAUUUUUUUUUUUAUUUUUUUCCUAUUUUUUACAUGAUAAAUAUUUAAACAGAUAUGCCUAAAUCAUUUCAGUGAGGUGUGUGUUUUCAUCAAUUAACCAUUUAUGAAAUUCUACAGAUAUACGACAUACGAUCCAACAAUCGAAGAUUCAUAUCGAAAGCAAGUUGUCAUUGAUGACCAUCCCUGUAUACUGGAAGUACUUCCCAUAAAGGGAGAGUAUAAUACAUUACGUGAUCAAUGGAUUAGAGACGGACAAGGGUUUCUUUUAGUCUAUUCUAUAUCCGAACGUUCAACAUUUGAACGGAUAGAGCAUUUCUGGGAUCAAAUCGCUCGUGUGAAAGGCACUGUUGAUAAUGUUCCAAUUAUGCUUGUUGGUAACAAAUGUGAUAAAAUUACUGAACGCGAAGUCUCAAGAGAAGAAGGGAUGAAUAUGGCAAGAAGACUUAAUUGUGAAUUUAUUGAAAGUUCGGUAUUGAUGUGUGUAAAUGUUGAGAGAGCAUUUUAUACAGUAGUUAGGAUGAUACGCACAAAUAGAGAUAAAAAAGAAAAUAAUGAAAAUGAAGUAAUUAUAAAGCCUGAUCCUACGAUUCUUUUACAAAAGAAAAAAGAUCUUUUUUUCAAAUUACUUAGUUAAUAAUAGUUUUCUUUAUUCAAGUUAUCAUAUUUUGAAAUUUUUAUUUUUUUGAUCAUGUAUAUAAUACAAUUGAAUGAUUUAUUUUUAUUUAUAAAAUUUACAAAUCAAAUUAAAAAUAUAUAAAUAAAACAACAUCCCAAACUGGCUAGAAUUAGCGAAAUUUUCUACAACCAGGACUAACUGUUGAAAUCUCGAAUUCCUAUUUCUUCAAGGGAUGAAUCGGAUGAUCCAAAACAUUCCUACAUUAUAUUAUCCAUUGUCUUUACAUCCAUGUUGA